This is a messenger RNA of Quercus robur (English oak), 1860 nucleotides long. RefSeq names its product UPF0481 protein At3g47200-like. The record is from RefSeq and is a predicted model, not a curated record. The transcript has a single exon. NCBI's taxonomy places the organism in Eukaryota, Viridiplantae, Streptophyta, Magnoliopsida, Fagales, Fagaceae. The coding region runs from base 287 to 1630 and encodes 447 amino acids.
AUAUAUAUAAAUUUUGUAUUAUAUCAAGGUUCGUAUCAAUGAGGAUGGACCUUCUCAAUUAAAGUUGCCCAAAAUAUCAAAACCAAAACCAAAUGAAAGAGGAAAAGAAAACUUUUCCCCAGCUGAUUUAAAUUUUCAUCCAACCAUCCAUUCCUCUCAAUUUCUCCUAAUACCUAACAUGUACCUUUCAGCCACAAACUAUUUCCUAUCCUCUUCAAUCUUCCAUCACGCAUAGCCAAACCAGUUUUACCUUCACAACCAUAAUCUUAAAAAACCAAAAUCCACGAUGGGAACCAAUUCUGUAGAAGGAGAAGCCAAUCACAUAGUGAGUAUCUGGGAGAUCAACAAGGAUUACCUAGAUUCGAUGCACGAGAAGAUCAGCCAAACCCCAAAGUUACUAAGCAAAGCCGCAGGUAAAAGAGCAUGUUGCAUUUUCAGAGUUCCCAAGAGCCUAAUGGACAUCAACGGCAAGUCGUAUCAACCCCAAAUCGUUUCCAUCGGCCCCUAUCAUUGUGGUGAGUCUCACCUACAAAUGAUCGAGGAGCACAAGUGGAGGUACCUAGGUUCUUUGCUCUCUAGGAACAAAACUAUAGGUUUAACCUUGGAGGACUACUUGAAAAGCAUACAACCACUUGAAAAAGAAGCUAGAGAGUGUUAUUCAGAGACCAUACACCUUAGCCCUGAUGAGUUCCUUGAAAUGAUGGUUGUUGAUGGUUGUUUUUUAUUAGAGUUGUUUCGAAAGGUUAACAAUCCGAAACUGUUUGAGCCUGAUGACCCUAUCGUCACCAUGGCUUGGAUAAUACCUUUUUUCUAUAGAGACUUUCUUCGACUGGAAAAUCAGAUUCCAUUUUUUGUUUUGGAACGUUUAUUUGAGAUUACAAAAAUGCCUAACGAGGAGUCUGGUCCAUCUUUGUCCUUGCUUGCUUUGCGAUUCUUUAACAACAUAAUUCAGAGACGCGAAGAUAUCAUAGAGAGUCACAAAGAUCUCAAGGGCUUGCAUUUGCUUGACUUGGUACGCUCAAGUUUUAUCCCACCCCAUCAAGAAUUGCCAAAGAGGGGCAACAUACCAACACAUAUCAUCCACUGUGUCUCGAAGCUACGUCAUUCGGGGAUUUGUCUCAAUCCAGGCAAAGAAGACAGCUUCUUGGUUGUGAAAUUCCAUCAUGGUGUGAUCGAGAUGCCUACUAUAACCAUCGACGAUUUCAUGACACCUUUCUUGGUAAACUGUGUGGCAUUCGAGCAAUGUCACAGUAGUUCCUCUAAGCACCUUACUACUUACGCUACAUUUUUGGAUAGCCUUGUCAACACAGCUAAGGACGUGGAGUACCUUAGUGAUUGCAACAUAAUCGAGAAUUUCUUUGGGACCGAGGCCGAGGUUGCUCGGUUCAUCAACAAUUUGGGUAAGGAUGUGGCGUUUGAUAUUGAUUUGUGUUAUUUGUCGAAGUUGUUCAAUGAUGUUCACGACCAUUAUCAGAAUAGUUGGCAUGUACAGUGGGCAGGCUUCAAGUAUAGGUAUUUUGACACCCCUUGGUCGUUUAUUUCUGCAUUGGCUGCCUUUGUGCUCUUGCUCCUUACAGUUACACAGACUUUUUACACGGUCUUAGCUUAUGUGAAUCCUCCUAAGAAAUAAUAAUGAGCCUCCUAUUCUCUCCACACAUUGAUUAAACCAUGUUUAAUUAUAGUCGAUCAUGAUCAUACAUUUAAGAGGAUCAUGGAUUUGUAAUUGUGUGAAAUUUUUUGUAAUUUGUUGUGUCACUUUUGAGUUCUUGUAAUAGACCCAUCUUGCCUCAAGGGUUAGCUCUGUGCUUGCGAGGCCAACAUGAAGUGAGAAUGUGAGACAGAUCGUAGACAAAAUGCUAA